AUGUCAAAAAGAAAAAUUGAUUGUGACAUUAAAACCUUUGUAGAAUCCCAUCAUUUUACAAAAACACCAAAGACUAGGAUUUCCUUUGUAGAUGGGGCAAAUCUAUAUUUUAAAAGUGAUGUUUGGCCGUUUGAAUCAAAACAAGAUCAGAUAGAAAUAAAACAACAACAUUUAGAACAACAACAACAACAACAACAAAAACAAAAACAAAAACAAAUUGGAUUUCUUACUGAAACUUUAAACAAAGAUGGAGUUGAUUUUAAUAAUUCUUUGGGUGAUGCAAUAAACAAGUUAAAAUCAGCUGUUACAAAUACAGAUAACCACUCAUUAAAAAAUGAAUUCAUUUCUAGAAUACAUACUCUUAGAAAUGACAUUGAUUCAUCGAGUGCCGAAAAGAAUAAACCAUACUAUGUAGGUGUUGCAGUGGACGAAAUUGAUAUUCUCAAAGGAUUGUACAACGAUGUCCAUGGAUCAAGAUUAAUUGGACUUUGUAAUGGAUAUGUCGAUGAUGAAAAUAUUAAAGAAGAAUGGUUUACUAAAGAUUAUGUUUCUGCAAAUCUUGCUUAA
Messenger RNA from Dictyostelium purpureum, 567 nucleotides. RefSeq lists its product as uncharacterized. The transcript has 3 exons. Lineage: Eukaryota; Evosea; Eumycetozoa; Dictyosteliales; Dictyosteliaceae. Bases 1 to 567 code for a protein of 188 amino acids. The record is from RefSeq and is a predicted model, not a curated record.